Molecule: messenger RNA, 1230 nt
Organism: Cladophialophora psammophila CBS 110553
Lineage: Eukaryota; Fungi; Ascomycota; Eurotiomycetes; Chaetothyriales; Herpotrichiellaceae
Exons: 3
Coding region: 1-1230 (409 amino acids)
Biological process (GO): protein demethylation
Molecular function (GO): protein methylesterase activity
Source: RefSeq, a predicted model, not a curated record
AUGAGUGAUCUGCAAAAGUCCUUUGCCCGAGCACGUUUGUCGCAUCUCCCGCCAGAGCCUCCCACUCUUGUAGACGGGCAAGAUGAAGAAGGCGACGAUUUGGCCGCUUUGAGACCGGGCUCUCCAAAUGAUUCUUCUUCCUCGGCCUCGUCAACAUCCUCGACCGGCACCAUCGUCCCCUCGCCCAGUCGGAACCUGUUCGCGAAACCCAGAAGUUCUGCUAUCAAAUCCCGGACUGCCCCCCUUCCGUGGGAUGAUUUCUUUGCCCAAGACCUCGCUUUCGACCAAAGGACACCGUCAGAGACUGUCCACCAUCACGUCUAUCUGACCCCUCCCUCCGCUUCUGGCCCGCUCGUCGUCACCCAUCAUGGAGCUGGAUCGUCAGGCUUGUCAUUUGCCGCCUUCACGACGGAGCUGCUGAAACUCCUUCCGAACGCUGGUGUUCUCUCAUUAGACGCACGAGGCCAUGGUCUGACGACAACCACAACCUCGUCUGGUAGCUCCCCGCCUUCUCAAGACCUCAGCUUAACAACUCUAGCCGAGGAUGUGGCCUUUGUCGUCAAUGCUGUGAAGGCGUACAUGAAAUGGACAACUUUACCAGAUAUCGUUUUGAUUGGACACAGUCUAGGAGGAGCCGUCGUGACCGAAGUGGCCUACGAGAAACUUCUGGGCAACGCCUUAUUAGCAUACGGCGUCCUCGACGUGGUUGAAGGCUCAGCCAUGGACGCUCUAAAAAGCAUGGACACCUAUCUCUCCACAAGGCCCAAGUCCUUCUCUUCACUUGCUUCGGGCAUUGAGUGGCACACCAAAUCUAGAACUAUCCGGAACACCACCUCCGCUCGAGUUUCGGUACCCUCACUGCUUCAAGAAUCAAAAACAACCAAAGACACAUGGUUCUGGCGAACCGAUUUAGCUUCCACCAAACCCUUCUGGGAAGACUGGUUCGUUGGCUUGUCCAAGAAAUUUCUCGAGUCCCGUGGAGGCAAAUUACUCCUGCUGGCUGGGACGGACCGUCUUGACAAGGAACUCACCAUUGGCCAGAUGCAAGGAAAAUACCAACUGCAAGUGUUUCCCGAGGCCGGCCAUUUUAUUCAAGAAGAUCAGCCAGCCAAAACCGCGCAGAUUGUGGCCGACUUUUACAGAAGGAAUGAUCGUACCGGACUGGUCCUGCCUCCCAAGGUGGAUGACCUGAUCAAGCAGGGAAAAUUGAAACCUGCUGGCACGAAAUGA